AUACAAUAUUUUGAGUAAACCAGGUCCGGCCGGCUGUGCACACCAAAAUACAAAAACCUCGCAUCAAAUUGAAAACUUGUAGUGACGUAGCCACAGAUUCAAUGACGGUGAAAUCAAUAGAUAAAUCUAUAAAAGAAAAUUAUAAUCUUUCAAUCCGUUUCCAUUUUUAUCGAUCAAUCAAUUCAUUUCGAGUAUAAAAAAAUGGAGCUCAGGCCUGGUCUUUCAGCUUUAGUCACUGGCGGAGCAUCAGGCAUCGGCAAGGCGCUUGUUCUAGCCCUUGCAAGCAAAGGAAUUUUCAUUACAAUAAUCGAUCUUUCUGAUAAAGGAAACCAAGUUGCGUCACUUGCCGGAAAUGAAAUUUCCAAGUUACAUUCUGAACUGGGAUUUCCGCCGGCUAUGUUCAUCAAAACUGAUGUCACUAACACAAAUGAGCUUUCUGCGGCUUUCAAGAAGCAUUUUGAGACGUAUGGAGGAUUGGAUAUCUGUAUUAACAAUGCUGGGAUUGGGAAUCCGGUUCCAUUUGAUAAGGAUGAUUCUAAAUCUUGGAGACUCACCGUUAGUAUCAAUCUUAUUGCAGUUAUUGAUUGCACCCGUCUCGCUAUUCAAACCAUGCAACUGGCUAAAAAGCCUGGUGUAAUCAUUAAUGUUGGCUCUGCAUCAGGGCUCUACCCAAUGUAUGCUGAUCCUAUAUACUCUGCCUCUAAAGGGGGCGUGGUUAUGUUCACCAGAUCCCUCACUCUUUACAAGCGCCAACGGAUCCGUAUCAAUGUGCUUUGCCCUGAGUUUGUGCAAACUGAUUUGGCCGCAAAAUUGGAUCCUAAAAUCAUUGAUCUAAUGGGAGGCUUCUUGCCAAUGGAAAUGGUAGUGAAAGGUGCUUUUGAGCUUAUAAGUGAUGAGACUAAAGCUGGAUCUUGCUUGUGGAUAUCUAAGCGAAGGGGCUUGGAGUAUUGGCCAACUCCUGCAGAAGAAGCAAAAUAUCGUGUGCGCCCUUUGACACAAAGGAGAAAGUCUUCAUUGAUGUUUCCAUUUAGUAUUCAAAUACCCCCAAGUUUUGAGAAGAUAGUUGUCAACACAUUGAAUCACAAUUUCCGUAGUGCUACCAGUGUAGUACGUGCUCCGUUGAGAUUCCCCCUCAAACCGGAUCAUGUGCUUUUGAAAGUCAUUUAUGCCGGUGUUAAUGCUAGUGAUGUGAAUUUUAGCUCAGGACGGUAUUUUAGCGGAGACAAAAACGAGAUCGAAUCUCGUCUUCCAUUUGAUGCUGGCUUUGAGGGUGUGGGAAUAAUCGUUGCUGUAGGUGAUUCUGUUACAAACUUAAAGCCUGGCACUCCGGCGGCUAUAAUGACUUUUGGAAGUUAUGCUGAAUUCACCAUGGUAUCUUCAAAACACAUCCUUCCUGUGGACAGGCCAGAUCCAGAAGUUGUUGCCAUGCUCACAUCAGGAUUGACAGCAUCUAUAGCUUUAGAAAAGGCAGCUCAAAUGGAAUCAGAAAAAGUAGUUCUUGUGACUGCUGCUGCAGGAGGCACCGGGCAGUUUGCUGUGCAGCUUGCUAAACUAGCUGGAAAUAAGGUUGUUGCAACUUGUGGAGGCAAAGAAAAGGCCAAGCUUUUGAAAGAUUUAGGAGUUGAUCGAGUCAUUGACUAUAAAGAAGAAAAUAUCAAAACUGUUCUAAAGGCUGAGUUCCCUAAAGGUGUUGAUAUUGUCUAUGAAUCUGUUGGUGGUGAAAUGUUUAAUCUCUGCUUGAAUGCUUUGGCAAACUAUGGCCGACUUCUUGUGAUCGGAAUGAUUUCUCAGUAUCAAGGAGAACAUGGGUGGAAGCCAAGAAAUUAUACGGGGUUAUGUGAAAAGAUUCUGAGCAAAAGCCAGACUGUGACUGGCUUUUUCUUAGUACAAUAUGCUCACCUCUGGCAUCAGCAUCUAGAUAAGCUGGUUCAUCUUCACUCCUCAGGAAAGCUCAAGGUCGCUGUCGAUCCGAAACCAUUUUUAGGCAUUAAUUCGGUUGCUGAUGCAGUUGACUACCUUCAUUCUGGUAAAAGUGUGGGCAAGGUUGUUGUUUGCAUUGACCCGUCGUUUGGUCAACAACUAGCAAAAUUAUGAGCACGAAAUGUUCAAGGACCUCCCAAAAACUUAUUUUCUACAUUCGAGAAAUAAAUAUAGUUGCAAGAUUUACCAGAUGUGCAAUUUUUUAGUCAUACAAAAGCCAAAAAAUGCAAACCAGCCCAAAACAAGAGGCGUAACUCAAUAAAAGGGAAUAGGAGAAUAUGCCAGCCACUAUUCUGCUUGCCAUUGUAAAUUUCCAAGUAUUCUUAUCUGAGGGUAUAUUUGGUAUACCCACCCAUGUUAGCUUUAUUUUCUUCCUCGUAUAGAUCAAACAACGCAGUGAAUAAGAUUUUAGCUUAAUUUUCGUCUUUUAUAUUAUUCCAUCAAGUGUGUGUUUUGUA
Molecule: messenger RNA, 2438 nt
Organism: Olea europaea var. sylvestris
Lineage: Eukaryota; Viridiplantae; Streptophyta; Magnoliopsida; Lamiales; Oleaceae
Product: probable quinone oxidoreductase
Exons: 17
Coding region: 202-2094 (630 amino acids)
Cellular component (GO): mitochondrion
Molecular function (GO): oxidoreductase activity
Source: RefSeq, a predicted model, not a curated record